AAGCUGUCAGUUGUGCAAAAUACACGGCCUAGUUAGUAGUGAAGUACAUAGGGCCAGUUAUAGUGAAGGGGGACACUUGAAGUGUUUAAACCCCAUGUGGAAAUUGUUUGUGUGGCAUUGGAAACUCUACCGCUUUGAGGCGGGAAUUUAAAUAUAAAUCAGGGCAUGGAGUAAUGAAAUAAUUCAGUAGUGUGCUAGAACAUGUAAACAGAUGCAUGGUUUGAGUGGAAAAUGAGGACAACAUUGUGGAAAGUUUAAUUGAAUGAAAAAUUCUCUUUUAAUAAUGAAUAAGUUUCAAGCUCGAAGAAAAUUAACAGGAGCCAAAGCUGAGAGAUGAAAAGUGGAACCAAAUAUGUUUUUUAAGUAUAUUCUGCAUGAGUGUCUUUGAUGAAGUGUUUCUUCCAGUGUUUCAACUCUGCAGCAGAUGCCAGGAACUGCUUUGAAAAGCAGUGAAGCGCAGGAAAUAAAAAUCAAAGUGGAUUUUCAUAUGUUGAAAAUCUUUCAGUCAUAUUUUGAAGCACUUGGAUUCUUUAGAUGCUGUGGAUAUUCUUUCCUAUGAAAGGUCACGCCUUGAUGCUGCAGAUACAGACUGGCUGCGCAUUUAUUCAGGAAAAUUUUUCAAUGACAGAAAGUCUGAGAUAACUUCAGGAAUCUUUUUCCCAGAGGGACCACAUGUCAACACUCAGUGUGAAUAACAUCCACUGAUUGAAGUUGUGAGAGGUGCAGAAAAAUACAUGGUGCUGCUGAAAUGCAAUAAGUCAAAUUGAAUUGUGCAUUUUAAACAAGGUGGAAUUAAUGUUGGUUGAGGAUAUCAAAAGUGUAGAAUAAAGGAAAUGGAAUUGUGUGUUUUUGCUUUAAAACAAACUGGAAUUAAUUUCAAUCUCAAGUAUUGACAGUGCAAAAUAAAUGAAAUGGCAUUUCAUGUGUGAUUUUUAAACAAGGUGAAAAUAAUUUUGCAUAGACAAAAUGAAGUUUAAGGAAAAACUGAAGCGCUCUUUGUCCAAAAGAUUGAAAUUGGACAGAACAAAAAAUAUACAUAAGUCAAAUGUUGACCUUGACAUCACUGAAAAAGCUGGUGUGAAAAAUACUGAUGAUGAGAUUAAAAUUGGUAUCAGUCAUCAUAGAAACAGAAACUUCAAAAGUGCCCAUAGAUGCACGCGAGAAAAUAUGCUCAAUAAAGUUGGAUGUAAAAAUACAAAUUCAAAUAGCACCAUCAAUGCCUUUGGUGAAGAAAAAGAGGCCAAAAUAGCUCCAGUGAAGUUAUCUGUGCAAACGUUAUUUGGAAAUGACGUAUCUGAAGUCUUAACACUGGUAAAACCACUUCAGUAUAAACCUGUGAUGAAAAGAAGUCUGCUUACAAGGAGAGGAAUGUUUGAUGAUGAAAAUGAUGAAUUUUGUAAUCUUGAUACUGAGUUAUCAUCUGAAAAAGUUCUUCCAUUGCACUUACAUGCAGUCAACAUUAAGAAUGGAAAUAAGGAACAGUUCAGUGUUCAACCUCUGACAUGUGGUGAUAUGUACGGAAAUGAUGAGACGGACACAGUCACAUUUGAUUCUGUCACAGUUGGUUCAUCAGCUGACAUUCAAAAGUCAGUGUUAAAGCUUUCACAGAAAUCAAAUCAUAGCAAAAAAGAUCAAGCAGGUGACACACAAGUAAAAAGUGUCCACUCACAACUUUUUGAAACAAUGCAAGAAUAUGACAAGGAAUAUGUGUUGAGAGACGUUAUAAAUACCAUGAAGUGUAGUCAUCCGAAGAUGACACUUACAAAAACAUUUAGUUCAGGAAAUGUGAAGAGACUGAAAGACCAGCCUCGUCUCGAACGCAGGAGCUCGCUCAGAAAUCCUUUCACAGACAAAAAGGAAGUGCCUGCUAAGGACAGUGUAGAAUCUUUUGAAAAUCCGUGGAUCCUUAGGUCAGAGCUCAAUCAUAAAUCUGACAUUACUGACCGUGAUAAAAAGAUGGACCAAAAGAGCGAUAUGGUUGACAGGUCUGUGAAGGUAUUAAUAUCGGAUGAAGUUCAAGAAGAACAUUAUGAGUCUUUUGGAUUUGAUGUUAGUCAACUUACUGGUGAACACAAGACUGCUGUGUCGAAAGAUUACGUAAAAGAUGAAAUGUUGGUUCGAAGUUCGAGCCAUGAUUCCUUGGACUCGUUUGGCUCCAGUGCACAUUCAGUGCAUUCUAAUGAGUUGUUCUUUUCUGACUCUGAGGCGGGACACCAUGAUGAUCAGAUUGAGAACAUGAGAAAUAACGAUUUUGAUUUUGCAAACAAUAAAACACAUACUUUAAAAGACAAGGAAAUUGUAAGUGGUGGGCUGAUUCCAAGGCAGAUUAUUCCAUAUUCUUUGUCAGAGAAAAUUGAUAAUGACAGGAUAGAUUCUAAGAGAAAGGGAAGAAAAACAAAAAGUAAGUCUAUAGAAGGAAGGAUUAAUGAAUGGGCUAAAAAUGGUUUAGCCUUCAUUGAUGGACAUGUUGUUGGCAUGCAAUCAGGUAUUAUUGAAGGCUUAAAGAAGUCUAUUUCAGUUGACAGUUCAACAGAAAGUGACCAAAGACACAAAAGAAAAACAACACCCUUUAGACGUUCACUGGAUUCUAGCUUGAAAUCAAGUGAUAUUUUGGGUCAGUUGGAGAAUGGGAUUAAAAGACGCUCGAUGUUAGCAAGUUCCACUGAACUGCUUCUGACACCUGUGCUGGAGGCAGAGGGCCAAGUACAGCAAAGGGUUGACAAAGGACACUCAGAACUAGACCCAACAAGAUUUUACACUUUGCCAAAUCCAAAGAAAUUAAAGUCCGGCAAAUCUCCAAGGCGAAAGGUGGGAAGAAUAGCUAGCUUGUCAAGGUUACUGAAUGACAAGACACGUUCCUUUACAAAUAAUAUAAAAGUUGGAAGUUCAUUUAAAAUAAGGAAUGAAAACAGCAAAGAAUCUGUUUCUGAUAAAGUUUGGGUUCCAUUGUCAUCAUCGGCCAAUUCUUUAGCAAACAAAGUAGUCAAGAGCGCCACUAAUUUUUCUACCAUGAUUCGAAGAAGAACCAGUUCUGUGACUGUCCCAGAUAGUCCCUUUAAGGAAUUUACAAAAAAGCGAACAAAGGUUACAGAUGAAAACAAAGUGGAGAUAGUUUAUGAAAAAGUACCAGUUUUUAUGCCGAGAAAACGACCCAUUUCUCUUCUGGAAAAAACAUCACAGGAAAAAAGAUUAAAAUUAAAUUUGAAGAUGGCUAAUGAUGUGAUGCAAAAUGAACUAGAUUCAAAUAGCCUUGAUUCAAGGUCAAGGACAAAUAGCUUAGUUCUCCGGCAAAGAAAUUUUUCGGGAAGUCAAGUUCAAAGUCCAACAUUGCUUGAUGAAAUCAUGCGCUCGGUUGACACAGCUCAGGUACGGAGGAUGUGUAGUGUUGUCAAUGACGACGAUGACCUCUCCUCUGACCAUGACACCUCCAGCGGAAGCUCAAUAUUUCUGUUCCAAAAGCAGUAUAGCAUGGACUCGGAAUUAUCAGGUCCGCAUUCUAAAAGAGAAAGCAUUGUGUUUUCAUUCUGCAGAGCUUGUGGAAAAGUAAGGAAUUUGUCAGACGGUAGUACAGAAUCUUGUAGAGUACGGGACAUAACCUCCAAGGCUGUAAUGAGGUCAGUUUUCUCACUCUGUGAUUUGACUGCUUCAUGUGCCUGUUUUAGAAAAGAAAAUGGUGCAAAAAUAGGCACUAGUAAUACCUCUGGAAAGGCAGAAAGAAAAUCCUGGGAUAUCAUGACUGGAAACAACUGCUUCCAGAAGAACCAGAGACGGAACAUAAGACCUAGAUCGAUGGUUGACCUUUGUUCAAAAGCACAUGCAGAAGACAGUGUAUAUUUGGGUACAAAUAGAAACAAACGAUUCAUUCUGGAGAAGUUUGAAGGUUUAACAGGCAUUUCCCAGGGAAGCUUAAGCAGAAACCAGCCUGUUCUGGAUCUAAGUGCGGACGAUCUAGAUAACUCUCUUGAGUCGGACUCUGAAAUAGUUGACAAUGAUGAUAAUGUUAGAAAGACUCAGUCUUGUAAUGAUCUACUGGACAGAGAAAUUGAAAUAGAGCAAAAAGCUGGGUCAUUGAAGCGUAAAGUAAAAGCUUUUACUGAUGAGGAUGUUGAGGAUGUAAGUUGGACAUCUUCUGAGGAAAUAUUAGAGGAUUUACAAAGUAUGAAAUCAGAUUUGUAUGCGUCUGAGGAUUUAAAGUGCAGUUCAUGUGUGGAUUUGAAAACCUCUAGUGAAUGUGAACUUGUAGAAAGUUUAAAAGUUACUCAAAAAGAGUCGAGAAUGGUGAAAGUUAAAUCCAUGUCAAGCUCUCAUGAUGUGUUGACAAGUUUGGUUGCUAUAGAAACUAUUGAUAUUGAUUAUGUUGAUUAUGAUGUCAUAAGAACAGCGUCUUACAUUACACAAUUCACUACAAACCCGACCAGUUCAAACACGAGGCCAGAAACCAAUGAGAUUACCUCAACCACUCAGGAUAUAGUUAAUUUAUUAAACAAUCCAAAUGAUACAGAUAGAACACUAAAAAUAAAGUCUUUCACUCAUAAAGCCAAUGAUGCAGCUCUUACUACUAAACCACCUUUACCUUGUAAAAACACUCACAAAAAAGUGCCAUCAUUAAGUAAUAUAUAUGAUCAAGAAAAGAAGAAUUCAGAGUCUAUUGUUAAUAGAACAACUCAGAGAUUUUCGAUGGUGGAACGCACACAAUCUUCUGAAAAAGAAAAUGAUGAGAAUUGUGGCAUUGAUAUUGACUUCAACAGUGUAAACUUUGGGAAAAUAUCAAGUACCCCAAAGUCUGCCAAGCUCGCAUCAAGUGAACAGCAACAGUUUUUAUUUGAUGCAAAACAUAUCAGGCAGUUCAUUGUAAAUAAAACUGUCAAGUCCAACUCUAUAACCAGGCGCAGAAGAUCUUUGUCUAGUGAUGAAAUUUCCGAUAAAAGAAAAGGAUCUGAAACUGCCAAAAACAGUGGAUCACUACCACGUCUUUCAGAGCGUUCAUGUCCAGAUGAGGUUUUUACACAAUUGCCAGCAAACACUUUACCUCCAAACCCUUUAAAACCAUGUCCUGAACUUUCAAAUCAGUUCUUUAUGGACCCAAAGUUUAAAUAUGACUUACCUCUCUUUGAUGCAUGUUCUGUUGAUGACAAGUUGUUGCCCUUUGGCGUGGAGCCUGUGUUCAAGUAUGAUAUGUGUCUGGGCUAUCUACUGUACACACUGGAGUGUGAUGAAAUGUCUGUAUGUGUGUAUUCCUUGCAGAGGAACAAGCAGAUUAUGGAGUCGGUGAUUACCCCCCUUGCUGCUGUGCCUGGAGGGUCUCCAAAACGUAAUGCCAAUGAGAAAACUAGUUCCACCAAGAAAGGGGCCAACAAGCAACGACCAGAAGAAAUGCCAAAUCCUGCAGCCCCUAUCACCCAAGUGCCUUCAGACAGACUGGUCCACGCCGGUCACGUGUUGAGGACGGUCCUGCUGACACGAGCCCCACACAUGAUCCGUGACAGGAAGUUCCACCUGCGCACGUACCGCCGCUGCAUGGUGGGCACGGAGAUGGUGGACUGGGUCCUUCAGCACAGUGGACUGGUGCACUCGCGCACGCAGGCUGUAGGCAUGUGGCAGGCACUUGUUGAGGAGGGAGUUGUGGUGCAUGUGUGUCACGAGCACCAGUUCAAAGACAAGUACCUGUUCUACCGGUUCCACUGUGAUGACGAGGGUGAGAGCACGGUUCCCAGUGCAGCCAUCAAGCGGGAGUGUGAGGACGAGCUGCAGGAAGUGUUCAUGAUGCUGGCACAGAACGGACCCGACGCCAUCAUGAGGAUGAUACUCAGAAAACCCUCCCAUGAGCGGACCAGCGAGGACCUUGAGAUUAUCUAUGAGGAGUUGCUGCACAUCAAGGCCCUGUCACACCUGUCCACCAUGGUCAAGAGGGAGCUGGCCAGUGUCCUCGUGUUUGAGUCUCACGCCAAGGCAGGCACUGUCUUGUUUAAUCAGGGCGACGAGGGGAAGUCCUGGUACAUCAUCCUCAAGGGGUCCGUCAAUGUUGUCAUCUACGGGAAAGGUGUUGUCUGCACACUUCAGGAGGGUGACGACUUUGGAAAGUUGGCUCUGGUCAACGAUGCCCCUAGGGCUGCCACUAUAGUGCUGCGAGAUGACAACUGCCACUUCCUCCGGGUAGACAAGGAUGACUUCAACAGAAUCCUGCGGGAUGUUGAAGCCAACACUGUGCGCCUCAAGGAGCACGGUCAGGAUGUCCUGGUACUGGAGAAGAUUCCCUCCAACAUGCAGGCUGCAGACGGCACCCUCACGUCACACUACAAGUACUCUGUGAUGGCUGGUACACCAGAAAAGAUGCUGGAACAUCUCCUGGAUAGUCGCCUGGACAACAAGAAUGAGACUGAGAUAGAUGGUUUCCUGGAAGACUUCCUGCUCACACAUGUUAUCUUCAUGCCGUGUAACCACCUCUGUCCUGUCCUGCUCUCACACUAUCAUUCCUCCACUGCGGAUGGUUCGGAGCACGAAGGUUUUGAGUUCAUGUUAAACCAUAAGAAGUGUGUCCUCCAUUUUGUCCAGGAGUGGUCAAAUAUCGUUGGAGCUGCAUUCAGAGAAGACGUGACCAUCAAUGCGUUCCUGAAGGAGUUACAUAUUUGUGUAAUGAGUGACCUGCAGGACUAUCCGACCUUGAAAGAUGACCUUAAACCUUUGGAAACAGUUCUCAGUACUCAAAUUGGUUCUCCAGCCAACAAAAUGAAAAAGCGUUCUUCAGGCACGUUCUCGUUUUCGCGGAAGCAAGUGAAGGAAUGCUUUCAAGACGCCCCGAAGAGUCGCAAACCCUUCAGACCUACAGAUGAGACUAUAUUCAAAGUCUAUUGUGCGGACCACUCCUAUACUACGCUCAAGUUGCCGUUGGAAACGAAAGUUGGAUCACUAUUGGAAUCUACCAUAGAGAAGCUCGGUCUGGGUGAAGACCUCAUACUCUGUGAAGUGAAAUCUACAGGAGAGCGGGUCAUUUUCAAGGACAAUGACCUCUGUGUAACCACUGGACUUAGCAUUAAUGGGCGCCUGUUUGUUACCCCCAAGGAACAUCUAGAUGCGCUGACGCCCCUCCCCGAGCAAGAGGGUCCCACAGAGAGCACAUUCUCCAGCAUCGAGGGGUUCAGUUCCCGGGAGAUGGCCUACCACCUGACCACAUACGACUGGGAGCUCUUCACCUGCGUUCAGGAGUAUGAGCUGAUAUACCAGGUGUUUGGCCGCUACAAGUUUGCCAAGAUCACCGCCAACCUGGACACCUUCCUCCAGCGCUUCAACGAGAUCCAGUUCUGGGUUGUCACGGAGAUGGUCCUGUGUACCAACCUCAGUAAAAGGGUCUCCCUGCUGAGGAAGUUCAUCAAGCUUGCUGCACACUGCAAAGAGUUCCAGAACUUGAACAGUUUCUUUGCUAUAGUGAUGGGCCUCAGUAACAUAGCUGUCAGUCGCCUGUCACAGACCUGGGAGAAACUGCCAGGCAAGUUCAAGAAGAUGUUUGCGGACUUUGAGACCCUGAUGGACCCGUCCCGUAAUCACCGGGUAUAUCGCUUCUCUGUGGCCAAGAUGUCGCCUCCCAUCAUACCCUUCAUGCCACUCUUAAUGAAAGAUAUGACAUUCACCCAUGAGGGGAACAAAACUUAUUUUGAUGGGCUGGUCAACUUUGAAAAAAUGCAUAUGAUUUCACAAACACUGAAGACGGUGCGAUUCUGUAGAAGUGCUCAACUGGAUAUUGAAGCCCCGUUAACUCUGAAGUCAUCCGAGACGUCGGAGUAUAUUCGGGGCCUGCGUGUCAUUGACAAUCAACGACUGCUUACCAACCUCUCACACAAGCUGGAACCCAGGAAAAGCUAGUAGUCAUGAUGCUGGCCUGUUAUAGACUCCAGUAGUCAUGAUGCUGGCCUGUUAUAUACUCCAUUAGUCAUGAUGCUGGCCUGUUAUAGACUGCAGUAGUCAUGAUGCUGGCCUGUAAUAGACUCCAGUAGUCAUGAUGCUGGCCUGUUAUAGACUCCAGUAGUCAUGAUGCUGGCCUGUUAUAGACUCCAGUAGUCAUGAUGCUGGCCUGUUAUAGACUCCAGUAGUCAUGAUGCUGGCCUGUUAUAGACUCCAGUAGUCAUGAUGCUGGCCUGUUAUAGACUCUAGUAGUCAUGAUGCUGGCCUGUUAUAGACUCCAUAUCAGCAGUGCUCUAUGAAAAUGGGGCUUAAUGCAUGUGCAUAAAGUGAAGUUUCAUCACAGAUUACCUUGUGCAGUACACUUUAAGCUUUUAUUAAAAGAAUGUUUAAAGGAUGUCACUUCCAAACAAAAAUCCUACCUUUUCCUGAUUCAGAAUGGCGUUGUUUACACCUCUAUGAAGUUGAGGAUUUGUUUGGAAAUGGAUGUUUUAUACAACAAAGAAGGACUUUUUUUAUACAGCCUGUCUCUACUCAAUGAAUAUUGGCAACAACACAAAAUGACCAAAUUAACCCAUUUAUGCCUAGUGGGCUCUCCCAUCCCUAAAGUGGAUCGAUUUAUUUCCCAAAUUAGGGAUGUCUAGUAUAUUUAUUUAUAUAUUUAGAAUAUUUGUUACAGAAAUUUCUUUAAGCAAACAGCGUAGACCCAGAUAAGACGCCGCAUCAUGUGUCACUGUUUGCCAAGGCCUUUUUUCUAGACGCUAGGCAUAAAUGGGUUAAAUUUGUUUCAUUCCUUCAUUUAUAUUUGCUGUCAUGUCAGAAUAUGAUGUACUGAGUAUAAAUAAAUACAUACCAGUUAACUUCUUCUUAUGGUGUGUUCAUAAUAAGAAUAAAAGUAUCCAUUUCAUAAUAGUAUUUUGAUAUUAAUAAUUUUUUAUAAUAUGAGGAUUUGUUCAUCUUAAGCCAGCUGUGUGAUUUGCUCAUUAUAUUAACAUGGACAGUCUGUUUUCUUUUAUAAAAUGACAAAAAUAACUUUCAUGUCAGAAAAAGCAUUUCCAUGACAACAUAUGUUUUUAUAAUUAAAAAUAUAUUGAUAAAGACUGACAUACUGUUCUUCAUUCAUAGAGUGUGAUAUUUAUGUAAUGUUAUUGUUUCUUUAUUUCAUGGUACACACAGGAUUGCUUGAAUACGAGCCACACUAUGGGAAAAUGGGGCUUAAUGCAUGUGGGUAGUCGUCACAAGCUAGUCACGGACAACAGUUUCCGCCUAAAUUUGAUUUUUGCUAAUAAAGAAGAUACUCCCUUAAACGAAAAAUUCGAUAAAAGCGGAAACUAUAAUCAUCCCUGAUUUGAUGACUGCACAGGCUUUUAUGGGACAGCACUUCAGGCUGCACAGGCUUGUAUGGGACAGCACUUCACAGGCUUGUAUGUGACAGCACUUCAGGCUGCACAGGCUUGUAUGGGACAGCACUUCAGGCUGUACAGGCUUGUAUAGGACAGCACUUCAGGCUGCACAGGCUUGUAUGGGACAGCACUUCAGGCUGCACAGGCUUGUAUGGGACAGCACUUCACAGGCUUGUAUGGGACAUGACUUCAGGCUGCACAGGCUUGUAUGUGACAGCACUUCAGGCUGCACAGGCUUGUAUGGGACAGCACUUCACAUGCUUGUAUGGGACAGCACUUCAGGCUGCACAGGCUUGUAUGGGACAGCACUUCAGGCUGCACAGGCUUGUAUGUGACAGCACUUCAGGCUGCACAGGCUUGUAUGGGACAGCACUUCACAGGCUUGUAUGUGACAGCACUUCAGGCUGCACAGGCUUGUAUGGGACAGCACUUCAGGCUGUACAGGCUUGUAUGGGACAGCACUUCAGGCUGCACAGGCUUGUAUGGGACAGCACUUCAGGUGCAUGCAUUAAGCCCCAUUUUCCCAGAGCAGGGCUCAUAUGAGUCGUGCAAUAUUUAGGGCUCAAGUGGUUUUCAUACUAGUUCUGUUAUUGUUGUUUUAUAACUUGCAUACGUGUAAUUUUUUAAUGUUUUCAUUAUUGUACACAAUAGUUUUAAUGUUAAAAAAACAUUGUUUUGUAAAUUAUUAUUUUGUAUAAUAGUGCUUUUAAUGUUGUAUAUUUCUAUAUAGUUAUUUAUGUAUGGUUUAUGUAUUUUAUUUUUUCAAUAAGGGUUCAUUGUCAGCUCUUAUGUCAUUCUGUAUAAAUUACAUUUUCUUUUUCAAUUAAUACCAAAAUGUUUUACUAUCCAAACAUGUUCUUUUUCAUCAAAAUCAAAAUUUGUGUUUUGAUUCCUUUCCUUUUAGAAACAAAGAAAGGCAGAAAAAGAUGUGUUUCAUAAAGCCAAGACAUUAUUAGUGAAAUUCUUUUUGUUAAUGAAUUUAAACCCCCAUUCCAAAAAUCCUCUUUAGUAUGACAAUUUUAUCUUACUGCGUCCAUGGUGAUAAAAAGUAUCCAAAGACUCAAUAUUUGGGACUGUGUAUAAAUGCUGAAUAAAAAUGUAUAUAAUAAUUAUAAUGAAUAGAAAAUUGCUCAGUGUGCUAUUUUUGUAUGAUUUACAUGUAUGAUAAAAUGUGUUUUGUAAAUAUUGUGUAUUUAUCUGGAAGUAAAAUGUGUUGUUAUUAUUCAUCCUCUGCAGUAAUUAAAAUGACACAAAUGGGAACAAAUAUACAUACAUGUUUAAGCCAUGCAUAAUUUGUGAACUGCUAUUACUUUUAAGAAGUACAAAUAUUAAAAAAUAAAUAUGUCUGUUCUUAGAUAUGUUAUGAUUUUACUUGUCUAUUUUGUUAUGCUUGACAAUUUUCUUCAUCCCUGUAUUUAAAUCAUCAUGUAGGCAUUAUUUUUGACAAAUCAUUAAUGAAAACCAUUCAAAUAUGUAUUUGAAAUGUAGAGUCUAUAAUACAUUUACUUGGGUUGGGGAAGGUUGAAAGCAAUAUCUAAUCUUCAUUUUAUAAUGUUAAGUUCUUGCAUAUUUAAAGUGUAGUUUUUUUGUUCUUGUACAUUGAAGUUUUCAUACCAGUACAUGUAAAUGAAAAUCUAGCAUUGCAUUUCAUGACACUUGUUUGUAAAAGUUGUUUAUGUCUGUCAUAUUUUGUUAAGUAUUUACCUGUGCAGAGAUUAAAUGACAAAACAUGACAA
Molecule: messenger RNA, 11032 nt
Organism: Dreissena polymorpha
Lineage: Eukaryota; Metazoa; Mollusca; Bivalvia; Myida; Dreissenidae
Product: rap guanine nucleotide exchange factor 4-like
Exons: 24
Coding region: 967-7857 (2296 amino acids)
Biological process (GO): Ras protein signal transduction; positive regulation of GTPase activity
Cellular component (GO): plasma membrane
Molecular function (GO): guanyl-nucleotide exchange factor activity
Source: RefSeq, a predicted model, not a curated record